Drosophila obscura is the source of this 525-nucleotide messenger RNA. RefSeq names its product gametocyte-specific factor 1 homolog. The record is from RefSeq and is a predicted model, not a curated record. The transcript has 2 exons. The coding region runs from base 20 to 514 and encodes 164 amino acids. Lineage: Eukaryota; Metazoa; Arthropoda; Insecta; Diptera; Drosophilidae.
AAUUUUGCUGCUCCUGAAAAUGUCGUCGCACAAGCUCCUGAAGGUAGCACCAUCCGACAAAGAUGACUACCUCAUCUGUCCGUUUGCCGAAGCUCAUUCCAUUUUGCGCAGUCGCAUGGCCGUACACUUGGUCCGCUGCGCCCCCAAUCAUCAUGGCUCCAAGAAAGUCCGCUGUCCGUUCAACAUCACCCAUAUUUUGACCAUAACUGAGAUGAAGAUUCAUGUCGAGGAGUGUCCAGAUCGCUCUUCAUUCGCGGAAUUCGUGAAUCCGGAUAAACUGAGCGCGCCUGAGGCGCUCCCUCACGAGAAAAAGGAGCCAAUCGAGUCCAGUGAGAAUUGGGACGACGAGCCGGCGGUGGCCACUUACGAUCCUAUUGCUUAUUGCAACAAAAAAUUUCUAAUUCGUAAUCCCCAGGGCAAUCCGCCAGCAGUGCGACGCGAAAUACGCCAUAACGAACGUAUGCGCUUUAACGAACAUAAGAGACGCGAAGAAAUGUUUAAGAAAAAUAAAUAGUCGCAUUAUAU